Molecule: messenger RNA, 10280 nt
Organism: Solenopsis invicta (red fire ant)
Lineage: Eukaryota; Metazoa; Arthropoda; Insecta; Hymenoptera; Formicidae
Gene: E(Pc)
Product: enhancer of polycomb homolog 1
Exons: 10
Coding region: 672-3389 (905 amino acids)
Biological process (GO): regulation of transcription by RNA polymerase II
Cellular component (GO): piccolo histone acetyltransferase complex
Source: RefSeq, a predicted model, not a curated record
GGCGUUCGACGCACACGACGCGGAAGGGUGUACACGACGUAUGGACAAUUACGAAGAGACGAGAGGACGGAUUUGAUUAAAUAAUACAACGUCGACGCGCGCGCGCGUGCGACGUAUUUCUCCGUCGAUCCACGGAUUUUUUUCGAGCAUCUCGUUUCCCGUCGUACGAUUCGUUCGCGGGGAGCGACGCUCGAGCGAGUCGCGUGGGACGAUCGGCGGUGUGAAGCCGGCAUAGGGCGGGAGCGCGGCGGGCGACAGCAGCCAAUAGGCGUGCGCGGGCCGCGUCACAACGGCGGCGACGGCGACGCGGGCGAUUCCCGCGCUGCGCGCGUCGGCCCGCGGAACUGCACGGCGGCGGCCGAACGUGUUAAAUGGCUGUGCGUCGGCCAUGAUGGCUUUGAGCAGGGACCGUGUCACGCAAACAGUUUUCAAAGUGAUAUAUCUCGUUUGGUGACUGAGUGACCGUGUUCCAGCGCGAUGGCCGGGGAACGAUGAGGCCCUGAGCGCUCUCUGUGCCGGGUAAUUCGGCCCCAGGGCCCCCAGCCAGGCCUCUUCCGCCAGGUCCACGGCGUUCCGCGAAGCCCGAGGCCCCCCCAGCCGACCCGACUGGCCUCUUACGGGGCGGCCAGCUAUCCUUGGUUGUCAACACGCGCGAGCCAGCCGCCCUCAAGAUGAGCAAGCUGUCGUUCAGGGCGCGCGCCCUGGACGCCUCCAAGCCCAUGCCGAUCUAUAUGGCCGAGGAGCUGCCGGAUCUGCCAGAUUAUUCGGCCAUUAACCGCGCGGUGCCCCAAAUGCCCAGCGGCAUGGAAAAGGAGGAGGAAUGCGAACAUCAUCUUCAGAGAGCAAUAUGCACGGGUCUGAUCAUUCCUACUCCUGAAGUAACCGAUCUGGCAGAUGCGGAAAUUUAUAACAAGAUAUAUCCUGCUGAUUAUAAGCUGCCUCGCCAAUUAAUACAUAUGCAACCCUUUGCUAUGGAACAAGACAUACCAGACUACGAUAUGGAUUCAGAAGAUGAAAAGUGGGUUGCACUGCAAAGUCAUAAGAUGGAAUUGACUCCACUCCAGUUUGAGGAAAUGAUGGAUCGUCUGGAGAAAAGUUCGGGACAAACUGUAGUUACCCUUAACGAAGCCAAGGCACUUUUAAAGGAGGACGACGAUUUAAUUAUCGCGGUGUUCGACUAUUGGCUCAACAAGCGUCUCAAAACUCAACAUCCCUUGCUACUGACGGUUAAAACGGAGAAUCGAUUUGGCUCGGCCACCAACAAUCCAUAUCUGGCAUUCAGGCGACGUACGGAAAAGAUGCAAACACGUAAGAAUCGCAAGAACGACGAAACCAGCUACGAGAAAAUGCUGAAACUUCGUAGGGAUCUUAGUAGAGCAGUCACUCUUCUGGAGAUGGUGAAACGCCGAGAAAAGACGAAACGGGAACAUCUACAUCUCACAAUUGAGAUUUACGAGAAACGGUAUCAAGCGCAAGACUUCAGUGGACAAAUACUGGCAGAAGUGUCGGCGUUAAAGGCACCGAGACCAGCGUUUGCUCCACUCUUCACCAAUCAGUUUGGCGUUCAUCAAAAUUGGACAAACAAAGUUUCUAAAGACGAAGUAGUGCCCAGGAAAGAAAAGAGACAGUACAAGAAACGGAAGCAUAAAACGGACAGCAGGGGAGGAAGCUUGGACGACACUGGUAUUCGUAGUGGAACGGGUAGUGGUGGUGGUAGAGGAAAUCGCCCAGGGGUUCUCGGAAGCGGGCUGGACCCGCUUAUCAGUUCAGAUGAAGAUAGCCCGCUUCCAUCUCAUUCGCACUCCCAGCCAUCGUUACCCUCUGAUCGCGAUGAUGAAGACACCGCAGACGAGGGUCAGUUCGCCUUUCGUCGAAAUAGGAAUAGCUCUUAUUUACCGCCUGCAUUAGGUGGUUUUGGAAACUGGCCUUGGUGUGAUAAAAACGAAGGCGGCAUUGCUGAUAAAAAGUACAGGUUUGCGCUAACUAGUAUCAGCAAACCGGUGCCAAGGUGUAUUGGCUUCGCACGACGGAGAAUUGGUCGUGGUGGCAGAGUAAUACUAGACCGUUGUGCGUCCGAUAUGGAUGACAUGUGGUCUACUUUAGAUUUCACGAUACACGAUUCCAAGCGUGAGACAGCAGAUUCGAACGCAACUGCCACAGCAACGACUACCGUCAAAAAAGAGUGGUUACACUUUCGACCAAAGACUCCGCCUGUAUCGGUACACAGUCCAAGCGAGGAAAGUAGUGACACAGACUCGGACGUUGAGCCAACGGUGUCUCGAUCCAAGCUUCCAUACCCGUUCCCACCCGAGGCGACGUCCAUAUGCAUCGAGGUGGAGCCGGACCGCGCAGGCGACGAAUCGCCGUUUGUAUCGGAGUUUAAUAUCGCGGAUUACUUCGCGAUGGACGCCGUGUCGGACUUCGAGCUCGCAGUGGCGAGUCUCAGUAGUAGUAGUACGGGUAGUGCGUGCAACAGCAGUCUCUCAGACGGCGGCGUAAACGAAUCACGGACAAACGAUGAGCAGGGCAGUUCGCAUUUUGUGGUGACGCCGCUCACGAAUAAUUUGUUUGCGCCGCCCACUACGGCACAGCAGACCCGGCUUACCCAUUGCAGUGGUGGUUCUAGUGUUGUACAUACUUCUACAAGUUCUUCGCUGAUUUCUUCGUCAUCCUCCGUCGUUGCAUGUAGUCAAGCUACGGUGGCAUCGAGUACAGUGUCCACGCAAUCCACCGUCGGCGUCAGUACCACGGUUGACACGCAAUCGAAUCAUCAGCCCAAGCAGCAACACAGACAAUUGCCGAACAAUAGUGCUGCUGCCUCCAUUCUCUCGAAAUCCUUGACUAGUCCGACAAAUAAUAGGAAUGGGGGCAGUUGCGGCGGUAGUGGUAGUGGAGGUGGUAGUGCAAAUGUUAGAGUGUUUAGUGCGAGUACCACAUGCAGCGGCAGCGGUGGUAGUGGUGGUGGUGGUGGAAGUAGUAGUAGUAGUAGCGGUAACGGCAGUAAUGUCACAAACUUUGGUAAUAGCCACCAGAAUGGCCCGCUGUCGCAUAUAAACAACUCUAAUAAUCUGACGAACAGCACUCACCUUGUGAACAACCAACAGCCCACGUUAGUUCUACCACAGAAGCAUCCGCCGUCCAAUAUAUUACCCGGCCUGAUAACGCAAAAUAAAUUGGCGAGUCUCGCGAGGCAGCAGCAGCAGCAGCAACAGACGCAAAAUCAGGCGCCACAGGUUCCAACGUCCGGGGAAAUUACGCUUAAUAGUAAUAGUGAAAGUUUGGAUAUGGAAGUGGAUGGAGUGGACGGUUCGCCAUGCGACAGCAAGUCACAGCAGCAGCAACUUGUACGGGCGAACAAAACAAAUUCACUGGCGAUGGAAGUGACAUGAUGCCUGCUAUCGGCACCCCUGUUGCCGCCAAUACGUCACUGGGGGCUUCGCUAAUUCUCUUACCUUGCCUAUGGUGUCUGCUUCGGGCGGGAGAUCGGACGCGUACCGAUGAUAUACUGCGCUACAUUGACGUGAAAGAGCGAUACGGCUAGGUACAAUUGCUCCUCCGAUCAGUUGUUUUUUCAUGGCGACGCUAAUCAGCGAUAGCGUGGAUUCUAAUGCAAGUACUACGUUUCUUUUUCUUAUCUCCGUCAAGAGAUCAUGAUCCGUAUUCUUCAAAUUAUUUUUUUCCUUGCUCAUUGAACGACUAAUAGCCAUUUACCGCUAACCACGAUUGAUAGCCAUGUGAAAAAUAUUGCCAUUGUUUCCAUAUAUACAAGAUUCCGAAACUGAUCUAUUCGAAACUAAUGUAUCAUUCGAAAUUAGCACUAGCGUUUUUAAUAACAGUGCUCGUUUUCUUCUUCGUCUUUUGUAAGACUAGGGAAUGAUGUGUCUAGGACAAAUUCGGUCCUAGGCUUGCGAAUAGUUUAAUUGUAGAAAAGAAAGUAAAAGAUUAUGUGUAUAAUUAAGUUACUCAAAAUAUAGCGUGCAAUACUUCUUAUCUACUUUCAUCUUGUUUUUAGUGACAAUAGUCCGCAACAAUCUCAUUCGUUCAAUGCAAGGAAAAUCGUAACCAGAGAAAUCCAAGAUGCAAAUUAUGUUUAUCUUGAUAUCAAAAUCCCUCACUUACAUCAACUCGAUUAAUAUUAAAUUACAUGAUAAUUGGGCGUACGAUGAUGCAGCAAGCUUUCUCAGACACAGCAUUAAUUAUUGAAUUAGCAAAGUUUUGCAAAAAAAUUCUUUUAAUUUUGUACGUCUUAUAAAAUCUCUCAUUUACAACACACACUCGAGAAUAUAGAAGCUUCGCAUAAACGUGUAUCCGAUUAAUAGAAAUUGUUUUAAUUAUUUUGAAGUUUUGAAAAACAAUCUAAUUUUUGAAUAAUUUCUCAUAAGUUUUUCCAAUGCAUGGAAAAUAGCUACAAAGCAUUACAUUAGCAAUGGCGGGGAUUGUAUAGUAAUCUGCUUGUAAGUACAGUAGAGUAUGCUCGAAUUACAUUUCGUCGCUUUCCAGAUAGAUAAAACUAUCAGGAAAGGAAAAAGUAGAUUAAUUAAUUUCUUACGAAAGUGUACGAUUUUUCUCAAUAUUGUAUAUAGAUUCGGUUCGCGAGUAUCGUAUGACUUUAUAUAGUAAUGCUCCUUAUAUGUGUGUGUGUAUGUGUAUAUAUGUGCGCGCGCACGCGCGCACACACGCACGCACACACACACACACACACACACACACACACACACACACACACACACACAUACAUACAUACAUACAUACAUACAUACAUACAUACAUACUUACAUACAUACAUACAUACAUACAUACAUACAUACAUACAUACAUACAUACAUCAUACAUACAUACUUAUAAAACUACGUUAAAAGCUUCCAGGCUGUGAAAUAUCGAAGCUAUUGUUAUCAAUUAAUCUUUGAUAGCAUUAAGUCAUUGUAAUCGUAAAAAGGAUUUUCUUUCCCCCCCUCCCCAUUUCUCUCCAGUAAUCGCCAAAAUUGUACAUUUUAAUAUUUGCAUAUCCGCCGCCACGUAUUACAUGCAAUCAAUAAGCAAUUACAAUGUAACUUUAUAAUGUUGCGUUUGGAAAGCUUGUAUCACGGAAUUUGUAUUUUACCUGAAAAGAUCAUUUAUAUACUGUGUUAGAAUCUACAAAGCUCACUGGGGGCAACGUAUAAUAAUACUUAUGUCUUUCACACAUCAGUGACUGAAAUAAUCGAUGUAGGAAAAUACCGAAAUACUUUUGAGCGAUGGUGUUUUUUGCAAAGUAGAUAUACAUAUAUAUACAAGCAGUUAAAUUUCAUUAUCUCUAAAGGCGGAUUCGUUAACGCAACUGUACAUGUGUUCUUUUAUGCGCAAAUUCAUGAUGAUUUUUCUUUCACAUCUUUCCCGCGUAUGAAUUUUUAAUAGUUGGAGAGAUAAGAUCGAAGCAAGCUAUUAUGAUAUUGCACCUCAUAUCAUAGUUUUAUCUGUCCUCUCACAGACUCGGUAUUCUGUACCGUAGAUAAACGUAAAGGGCGGAAAGCUGGUCGAUACGUGUUCUUGUUUCUAGAAUAGAACUCUUAUGACUCGAAUAACGAAUGUCGGAAUUUAAGAUCGUGUGAAUCUUGCCACGUGUUACAGGCGUAUUGAGAGAUUCGAGCGUGCACAUAAAAUUCGGGCGUGCCAUUAGACCUCCGUUUGAACAGAUAUCUCAACGUUAUCCUUCGAGAGAGGAACAUCAAAUUAUACACACGAAUGACAUUCGUUCCCUUCACUGGUGCGCACGUAAUUUGCUGCAAAGUUCGAGAGAUAAAGGUCUGUUGAUGCAACUUAAUAAAUUAUCUUGAAUGUAUCCAAGAUUGGGGGCGAUUCAGGCAAAAAUAUCUCAUAUACUUGUACAUUUAAUCGACGCAAAACCUUCCUCUAACUAAAAUGUGUGUGCUCUUGCUCUGACUAUUCGAUUCAUUACCACGAGAAAAAAGAGCAUAGUAUCUCCGGGAGUUUUCACGCGUACACAUAGAAAAAUAUCAGUUUUUUUGCUAGAAAGAAAAGCGAUUGCUCAAUUUACCUAUUUUUCUUUUAAGCAACGGUAGUUUUUUUUAUUAAAGAAUAUUUUCUUGAUAAUCCGAAAAUAUAUUUAUUACAAAUUUGAAAAAAAGUCAUGCAUUUAAAAAAAAGAAUUUAUAAUCUUCCGAAGAAUAUUAUAAAGUCAGGAUAAUAAGAAAAUGGCAUUUUUAACUUAAUGUUUUUAUCAAAAUAUUAAGUUACUAGGUUAAAGUGUAUUUUAAAUAAAUUUGAUGCUUAUUCAAAUAUUUCAAUAUAUUAAUUCGUGAUUACAUAAUUUUUCAAGUAAAUGAUCAAUGUCAAGCUACUAUAAAGAAAAUAUUGUUUCUAAAAAUGAUUGUUGCUCUAAAAAAAGGUAAAUUGAAUAAAUUGCUUUUCUUAGCAAUCUUUAUCUGAUUGUAAUAUCGAUGACAAUACAGCUCUCUUCCUCUCUUAAUCUUUCUACAGAACACUUUGCUUUUCUGCUUUCUUCAUUAGAUUACAAAACAGUGUGAAAAUAUAAGAAGCAAAUAAAAGAAUAAGAGAAUAUCCUUACAAUCGUGAACUGAAAACUUGUCGACUGUAUACUUUAUUUUUAUAAAUACACAUGGCAUUUUAGACAAGAUGACCUUUCUAAAUCAAUGAUACCUUUAACACAUUAAGAGAGAGAGAGAGAAGAGAACAGUGGUUUAAUCGAAAUACCUUGCAGAGAGACAGAGUACUUUAUUGUACCCUCUAUGGUCAAAUUCGACUUAUACUCUUUUUUGUUAUACCAAUAAUUGUGCUUUUCUUGUUAUUACAAACAGAAUAACUGCGUAAAAGAGUGAAUGCUUGAAAUUACGCAACGAUCGUUAUUUAUUACAAGUUGAAAUACGCAGGCACUGAUCAUUGAGAACAAGGAAUUCUUGGUUUAUCUACAUAUAAAACGCCUGCUCUCGAAGGGAAUCUCUCGCAGUAGCGAGCCAUAAAACGAUUCGUCGCCAGCCGUAACGCGAGAACGGGGAGGGAGAGUAAAAAUAAUGUUGCGAAUGAUUACAAAUCGUAGAAAGACUUCUCGAAAUCGUAAUAAAAUGAAACAAAAAAAAAUCAGAUAUAUUGUACAUAUAAAAAUAAUUACGCUUAUUGUAUCUCUUACUUUUAGGUAAUUAACUGAAUAACUGUAAUUAAAAAAAAAAGAAACCGUUGUUGUGGUAGACGCACAGCGAAAUGUGUAUGAAAAUUUAUGAAUUUCAAGACGAUUUUAGAAAGGGGAGUAAUAAAGAAAUUUUAUCCUGGAUAGAACUUAUUAUUUUUUUUGUUAAGAUCUUCACACACUUUCGCCUGUAUAUUGUCGGGACGUGUUCUUUUUUUUUGUGAGAGAUCCGUUUUCUGACACUUGUUUGUACAUACAAUUCUUUAGAUACUUGGUCGUUUCUCUCGUUUUUCUCAGAUUCAUUGCUGCGCGCGAAAAUCGAAAUUCCUCCGCUCUCUCCACCUUGUUUGCUCUCGUGUACUCAUAGCGUCUAGCUUUUAUAAACGUUAUCUGCUUGCCGUGAAAAACACACACACACACAUAACGCGUACACACAUGCACAGACAGAAGCGCCGUAAUGUACAGUUGCUGUAUAUGCUGCUACGAGAUUUCUAGCGACGCCUUGAAAACGAAAAGAAGCGAUAACUCUUCCGCCAAAUGACUUUGAGAAGAACGAGCGACUUUAUGUGAACGAAAAGGAGAAAAUGAAAAACAAAGAUGAGAGAGAGAGAGAGAGAGAGAGAGUGUGAGUUGUAUUUGUAAAGAGAGGGAGGCGACCCGUUUUUUAUUUUAGUUGAGACACGCUUUAAGUACAAGGUAUAGCGGAUGUAUAUGGAUUUUUAUAUAAAAUUUAUUAAUGUUAAAGGUAAUACGAUAGCCAUUAAAGUUAAAACGUCGAAAAUCGAGAUUUGAAGAUCGCUCCAACCAAAGACUGAGUUCGCUUUACAUUUCUCUGGUUUGGCAAAACACGAAAUUCCACUGCGGCUAAGACCGAUAGGGGUGUUCGUCUUGCGUGCGAUGAAACUCGCAGGAGAAAAGAAAAAAAAAGCCCUCGCUUCGAUCGGAAGCUCCCGACUUAAAAGACAUGCCGAAAAAUUGAUUGAGAGAGAAGAGGAAGAGGAUGAAGAGGCGAAAAAAGAACAAGAGGGAUCGGUCAUAUCUCGAACGGUGAAACUUCGUGUUUACCCAAUUCGUUGCAUUCGCGAGAAACAAUAGUGUAUAUCAUGUAAGUAGAAGUUAAGACCCGAACAAUGCAAAUAUUCCGAGUUGACGAUAGUUCGAAGAUGAGACGAGAGAGAAGCUAUAUAAGCCGCUUGUUUGCGCGUAAAGAGGCGUGAUUAUCGGGAGGAGAGGGAAUGAGCUUAAAAACCCGGUCAAUAGGUAUCUUAAAAAACCGAGAAGGCUCCACGACACUUUUUCUGCGUGUUACAAACAGAUUUACGAUUUAGUAUCGACCGACGUGUCGAGAGGCACGAUGUGUAUCUACUUAUAUACGUGUAUCUUAUUCUGUGAAUAUCGUGUAGGGCUUCCGCGUCGCUGUGCGACACAGGAAGGUCCGAUCGGAACGAAGAGAAAGGGAAAAAAAAAUGAGAGAAGGGCGGAGACGACGCUUCAGUUAAAGCUCCGAAGCUUGAAACGAAACUUUGGGUGCGAGUAAUCUCUCUCUUGACGAGAAUGAUUGUACUGUCGGAGGACUCACGCGGGGCCUGAAAGGAGACGCAGGGAGUUCUCUAUACGGUCACGUACAUGCAUGGAUGUUCCACGAGUCCAGCAUCGUAGGGAAAAGAAUUAAAAGGGUAAGAUGGAAGCUUUUGUAUAAUACAAUCUGCUCAAUACGCAUUCACCAUUGUUUUCAAUACGCAAAGUUGUACUUUCAUGCGAUGAAGAAGCGAGAGUACGGUUCAUGAUGUUCAAGAUGACGUUACGUAGUGCGAUCAAUAAUGCCCUAAUGAUGCUGAAUUUGCGAGACAUCUCGUGGAACGUUCGCUCCGGACGGCCCUUCGACCCGGUCCUCGACACACGUCGUCUGAUUGAAGUCCGUCACUUGAUAACAUCCCUCGAAGCCGCGAAACGUCUUAUCGAGAUAAUUCUGUAACAUUUGGUAUAAAUUAUAUAUAUAUAUAUAUAUUACAUAUUUACUAUUACUUAUACACUCCAAGAAAUGUGCAAUUUUAAGAUAUUAAAAUGUUUUCUAUUUGUCAUGAUUUUGAAAAUACUUCAAAGUAUGUUUAGUUUUAAACGUAUUUAAAUUUAAAAUGUUUAAAACUUUAAUAAAAAAAAGUUUCAGCUUUAAACGUUUUAGUUUUAAGCUAAAACAUUUUUAAGUAUUCAAAAUACGGAAAUAAAACAUUUUAAUAUCUUAAUUAAAAAAUUAAGUACCAUUUUUGAAUAUAUUUUAAUUCAAUUAUAAAUUGAUGUACAUGUACGUUUUAUUUCCUUAAACUUUUAAUUGCAAUCGGCUGAUCGUGGAACAACAUGUGACAAUCGAAUCUCUUCUCGUUUCGUCCAGAGAUAUCAUUUCGAUUUUUGUUAAAACUCGCCGGGAUAGAGAACAGAGAGGUGUUACCAGGUAGAUGAGUCUUAGCAUUUCCCCGCAACUUAUGUAUAGAGACCUAAGUAUUAAUUACUCGUAAUCAUUGCGAUUAACGGCGCGCGCGAACUAGCGGAUACUAAUUGAGUGUGCGUGUGUAUGUAUAUAUAUAUUAUAAGUCAAUUUACGGGUUGCAUUUUUUGGCUAUUAAAUAUAUUCUAACUAGUAUGUAACUUCGAGGGGGCUGGUGGAGAAAGAUUGGCGGUGCAUACUGGACGACUCUUGUACAUACUCGUAUACAUAUGUACGUAUACACGUAACGCGUUUCGUGAGCUCUGUACAUGCAAACACGACAUACAUAAAUUAUAUAUAUAUACAUAUACAUAUAUAUGUAUAUAUAAAUAAAAAUAUAUUAAAUGAGAGAGAGAGAGAGAGAGAGAGAGAAAGAGAAUGCGGCGCGUUAGAUCAUAACUCGCUGUAUACGAUACCUCUGAGCAACUCGGCGAGCUGAAUGCAAUUAAUAAGAGCCUGAAAUUCGGCUGCAUCCGAAUUUCAUUUGCAUUUGCCACGCGACAACGAGACGUCACGUUUAACAAACGCGUCACGAAUCCCGUGUAUUUCCUUGUGUAUUUCUUGAACGAGAAAAUUGAGAACACUUGGAGAACGAACGACACAAAAUCCGAACAAAGUGGACUUGCCAAAAUAAAUUCCGAUUAUGCUGAUUAUUAA